GCCAUGAAGCAACCACGGUCGCCUCAGCAGUAGCAGCGCCAGGGCAAGGGGAACGGAGUCGCCGCCGCCGCCGCCUCAGCCUCGACCGCCCCAGCCCGUGGCCUGUGAGGAGGUGGGCGGAGGAGCGGGGUUCUCCUCAGAGAGGCGCCACCGCCUGGCAGUCGGGCCAAGCGCCGCCGCCGCCGCCGCCGCCCCCUUCCCCCCAGCCGCGCGAGGGUCUCUGCGUGGCGUCGCGACUGAGGCGGGCUCUCCUCUCCUCUCCUCCCCAUGCCGCUACCUGCGCGCUGGUCCGCGGCGGCGGAGGCCAGCAAUGCGAGGCGGAGGUAGGAGAGGAGGAGGAGGAGGAGGCCGACAGGGAGAACCGCCGCGGCAGCAGCCGAAGCAGGAGGAGCCUCGGGAUCAGCCUCCUCACCGCCAGCCCUCGCCGUCCUCCAUGUGUCACUCCUGUCCCGCUGACUAGGAUGUCAACCGACGAGCGGAGCCUGACGCGGGCGGCGGAGCAGCGGCAAGAACCGCCGCCGCGACUCCCCGAGCCAGGAGUUCCCCCCACGGCCCCCGCCGCCGCCGCCGCCACAGACAAAAGACCUCGGGGCCGGCCUCGCAAAGAUGGCGCUUCCCCUUUCCAGAGAGUCAGAAAGAAGCCUCGGAGUAGAGGAAAACCUGCAGUGGAGGAUGAAGACAGCAUGGAUGGGUUGGAGGCAGCAGAAACAGAAAACACUGUGGAAACCGAAGUUAAAGAACAAUCUUCAGAGGAGGACGGCCAAACUGAAGUGGAUGUCAGCAAGAAGCUAACACCAAUCCUUCAGCGCUCAGUGUCUGAGGAAUCUGCAAGCUCUGUUGCCUCGAUUGGUGUUGAAGCAAAAACCAGAGAACAUCUCUGUGCUUUUUGUUACUGUGGGGAACGAAGCUCUUUAGGACAAGGAGAACUGAAACAAUUCAGUCCAACACCAGGAUUUAUCGCUCCAUGCAACAACCAGGCUUUAAAGAAGAGUGAAAUUGAGGAAGGCAACAAUAGCAUUUCUGAGAGUACUCCAAGGCAGAACUCAGUCCCGCGCAAAUCAAGAGGACAAAAGAAAGAGAAGUCUCAUCAGAGUAUAACAUGUACAAGUAUAAGCACUCAAACUACUCCUGAUGAUCGGAUAGUCAGAUUAUGGGAUGAACUGAAAAUGGUUGGUCUACCAGAUGACAUUGAUGUCCAAGCCUUAUUUGAGCCAACAGGUCACUGCUGGGCUCAUCACCGCUGUGCGGAGUGGUCACUGGGAGUAUGCCAGACUGAAGAGUCGCCACCAGUGAAUGUGGACAAAGCCGUUGUCUCAGGGAGCACAAAACAAUGUGCAUAUUGCAAGCACCUUGGAGCCACUAUCAAAUGCUGUGAAGAGAAAUGCACCCAGAUCUACCAUUACCCAUGUGCUGCUGGAGCAGGCACUUUUCAGGAUUUUAGUAACUUCUCCCUUCUUUGCCCAGACCACAUUGAUCAGGCUCCACAAAGAUCAAAGGAAGAAGCAAACUGUGCAUUGUGUGAUAGCCCUGGAGACCUCUUAGAUCAACUGUUUUGUACUACCUGUGGCCAGCAUUACCAUGGGAUAUGCCUGGAUAUCCAAGUGACACCUAUAAAACGGGCAGGCUGGCAGUGCCCUGACUGCAAAGUGUGCCAGAACUGCAAGCAUUCCGGAGAAGACAACAAGAUGCUUGUGUGUGAUACAUGUGACAAAGGGUAUCACACCUUUUGUUUACAACCAGUUAUGGACUCUGUACCAACAAAUGGCUGGAAAUGCAAAAACUGCAGGAUAUGUGCAGAAUGUGGCACUCGUACUAGUAGCCAGUGGCAUCACAAUUGUCUCAUGUGUGACAGUUGUUACCAUCAGCAUGACAACCUGCCUUGUCCUUUCUGUGAAAAAUCAUCCCAUCCAGACUUGCAAAAAGACAAGUUGCGUUGCCAUAUGUGCAAAAGGUGGAUUCACAUAGAAUGUGACAAACCCCCUGAAAAUGACUUAGAUGUUCAAUUAAAAGAAUAUAUCUGCAGUCUCUGCAAACAUUCAGAAGAAGAGGUACAUUCACAACCAUGCGAUAUAAUGGAAACUGCCCAACUGCUCCCUGAAGCCGGUCCAGUUUGUGCAGAUGGAAUGGAAAUAGAAGAUGGUGCAGAUGAUGUGGUAAACAAAGACCAGCUAAUAAUGGACGGCAACCCUACCCAAGAACCAGCCAUUGGAUACAUGAUUGAUGGCAUCUCAGUAGGUGAAAAGAAAGGUGAACUGGAAAUACACAUUUUUGAUAAUGUUGGUGCUGAUAAAAUGGAAGCAUCUUGUAAAAAGAGUCCCACACUUGAUAGUAACCACAUUGACAAAGAGAUGGAAGUGGCUGAAAAUAUUCCAGAGACAAUUCAGCAAGUAUCGGAGAAGCAAGCCGAGGAAAUGAAGCCAUCACAGGAAAGCACUGAGGUGUUAGAAGUAUCUACGGAGGAAUCUCAACUUUCACCUGUUACACCUGACACCACAACUAAGAUGCCAGAAACCUUCAUUUUGGUAAACAAUGUGAGAUCCUCCUUCAGGAAAGAAGAGCAAUUAGAAGCAAGGAUUGUGCCAGAAAAUGCAGAAGGAGGUAGCACUCCUGAAAAUUAUGAAACAUCAUCUUUUCCUGUAAGUGAAAGUUGUGCAACUGACAGUUCACCAUCGGGAGAGAAAUCUUUAAAAUCACCAGCUGAGACAUAUUCUUCAUUUCCAUCGUCUGUUGAAAUAAACAAGACCAGCGUAUCUUCCUCACCAGCAGCUUCAUUAGAGUUAGGGUCCUCACAUGACAUGGUGCGCAGUCAAAUGUCAUCGCUAGAAUCCUUGGCAGCUCUUCCAGCAGCGUAUUCAUCUUUCACUCCAAAAAUUGGCAUGGGAAAACCAGCUAUCACCAAAAGAAAGUUUUCUCCUGGGAGACCAAGGUCAAGACAGGGGGUUUGGAGUACCCAUAAUACAGUGAGCCCACCUUCCUGGUCCCCAGACAUUUCAGAAGGUCGGGAAACUUUUAAAUCCAGGCCGCUAUCUGGCAGUUCCAUGUGGAGCAUCAAAGUGGGUCGUGGAUCAGGGUUCCCUGGAAAGCGGAGACCACGGGGUGCAGGCCUUUCUGGGAGAGGUGGAAGAGGAAGAUCAAAAUUGAAGAAUGGAAUUGGGUCUCUUCUUACUCCAGGGGUCAUGGAUAUGGAUACUUUUUCUAUCAAAGAUGAGGAGGAAAAUUCAAUGCACAAUACCGUUGUACUAUUUUCCAGCAGUGACAAGUUUACUUUGCAGCAGGAUAUGUGUGUCGUUUGUGGGAGUUUUGGCAAAGGUGCAGAAGGCCGAUUACUCGCCUGCUCCCAGUGUGGUCAGUGUUACCAUCCCUACUGUGUCAGUAUUAAGAUUACAAAAGUGGUGCUGCACAAAGGAUGGAGGUGCCUUGAGUGCACUGUGUGCGAAGCCUGCGGGAAGGCUACCGACCCGGGACGGCUGCUCCUUUGUGAUGACUGUGACAUCAGCUAUCACACGUACUGCCUAGAUCCGCCACUGCAGACAGUUCCCAAAGGAGGGUGGAAAUGCAAAUGGUGUGUUUGGUGCAGACACUGCGGAGCAACUUCUCCUGGUUUGAGAUGUGAAUGGCAGAAUAAUUACACACAGUGUGCCCCCUGUGCAAGUUUAUCUACCUGUCCAGUCUGCUGCUGCAAUUACAGAGAAGAAGAGCUUAUUCUGCAGUGCAGGCAGUGUGACAGAUGGAUGCAUUCAGUCUGUCAAAACUUAAACACAGAAGAAGAUGUAGAAAAUACAGCUGACACUGGUUUUGACUGUUCCAUGUGUAGACCAUAUAUACCACCAGCAAUUGUGCCUUCUUCAGAAUGCUGUGAAUCAUCAAUUGCAGCCCAAAUUAUAACAAAGGCAAAGGAACUUGACCCACCGAAGACGUACACUCAAGAUGGAGUCUGUCUGACGGAAAUGGGGCUGUCUCAGUUACAGAGCCUCAGUGCUGUUGUACCAAGGAGAAAACGGACAAAACCAAAGCUCAAGUUGAAAAUUAUCAACCAGAAUAGCGUGGCUGUACUCCAGACACCUCCUGAUAUACAAUCAGAACAUUCAAGGGAUGGCGAGAUGGAUGACAGUAGAGAAGGAGACCUAAUGGACUGUGAAGGAAAAUCGGACACUAGCCCUGAACGGGAACCUGUGGAAGAUGAUCCUAAGGGGGUAGAAGGAACAGAAGGGAUCAAGAAGAGAAAAAGGAAACCAUACAGACCAGGCAUUGGCGGAUUUAUGGUGCGCCAGAGAAGUCGUACAGGACAAGGAAAAACAAAGCGAUCUCUCUCCAGGAAAGAUUCCUGUGGCUCCAUAUCUGAACAGAUGCCUAACAGAGACGAAAAAUUGCAGGAAGCCUUCUUUGGAAAGGACCUCCUAGAUACCAGUAGGCAAAGUAAAACGAGUUUAGAUCAUUUAUCUGAAGAAAGCCUUAACAUUUCAUGCAAAGUAAAUUUGAAUGCAAACUACUUAGAUCCAUCUUCAGACCUACUACCCAGCACAACUUCUACUCCGGCUCCAUUAAAACUUGGAACGCAAGGUACCUCUGAUGAUCCUUUAGCAGCCCUUUCAGAUGUGUUGAACACUGAUGAGGAUAUUCUUGGAAUGUUUUCUGAUGAUUUGGUGAAAUCUGGGGAACAUUCAGGUCUUGAUUUAUGCACUUUCCAGGUUGAGAACCCAUCUUCCCCAUUUGCUGGACUAGAUAUUGGACCCAUCUCUGACGAUCCUUCCUCUUUGCCUCCACCAUGCAUCAGCCAGACUGCUCGGCCAUUGAGUGAAGAACAACUAGAUGGAAUCCUCAGCCCAGAACUGGACAAGAUGGUCACAGAUGGUGCAAUUCUUGGUAAACUGUACAAGAUUCCAGAGCUGGAAGGAAAGGAUGUUGAAGACUUGUUCACUGCUGUAUUGAGUCCUGCAACCACUCAGUCUGCUCCUUUGCCACAACCCCCACCUCCGGCUCCACCACAGCUAGUACAUUUGCACAAUCAAGGGGAGAACGUGUUUUCAAGAGUUCCACUUAUGAAUGGUUUGAUUGGACCAGCCCCACAUCUCUCUCAUACCCCAUUGGUUCCUGGAGGUGGAUUAGGCACUUUUUCUACUAUAGCACAAUCGUCAUAUACAGGUACCAGGGAUAAGAAUGCAACAUUUAAUGCAGUGAUGAAUGAUACCACCAGUUCUUGGGUCCCAUCUGCUGCCCCAAUGGAAGGUGAGGGUGAUACCAUGUCUAAUGCACAGAGGAGCACACUGAAAUGGGAGAAAGAGGAAGCACUUGGUGAAAUGGCAACAGUGGCACCUGUUUUGUACACAAAUAUCAAUUUUCCAAACCUCAAAGAAGAGUUCCCAGACUGGGCGACAAGAGUGAAGCAGAUUGCUAAACUGUGGAGAAAAGCAAGCUCACAGGAAAGAGCUCCAUAUGUGCAAAAAGCCAGAGAUAAUAGAGCUGCGCUGCGAAUCAACAAAGUUCAGAUGUCAAAUGAUUCCAUGAAAAGGCCACAGCCACAGGAUAGCAUUGAUCCAAGCUCUCGUAUCGACUCUGAACUCUUUAAGGACCCAUUAAAACAGAGGGAGUCUGAGCACGAGCAAGAAUGGAAAUUUAGACAGCAAAUGCGUCAGAAAAGUAAGCAGCAAGCUAAAAUUGAAGCAACUCAGAAACUUGAGCAAGUGAAAAAUGAGCAGCAGCAACUCCAGCAACAACUUGGGUCACAACAGCUUUUGAACCAGUCAGGUUCAGAUACACCUAGCAGUGGGAUACAGAGUCCCUUAACGCCUCAGGCUGGCAAUGAAAGCAUGUCUCCUGCGCAACAGACAUUCCACAAAGACUUAUUUACAAAACCAUUGCCUGGCACCCCUACUUCCAUCCCUUCCGAUAUAUUUCUAAAACCACAACCGCCUCCUCCGCAUGCGACAACAAGCAGAAUGCCUGUUCAGGAUUCACAUUCUCAGUCUUCUUCACAACAGAUUCUUCCUCCUAGCUCCUCUAACACCAGACCACCUUCUCCAGUUGACCCAUAUGCAAAAAUGGUGGGAACGCCCAGGCCACCACCUGUUAACCAAAAUCAGAAUUUUGUCAGGAGGAAUUCUGUUACAUCAGUAGAUAUCCGUCCACCCCCAUCACCCAUAUCCAGGCCAGCUCAGGUAUCUGAGUCAACAGGAAGCCGGCCAUCACCAGUCAGAGAUUCAUGUUCUUUGUCUCCAGUCAGCAGUGACCCUUAUGCAAAACCUCCAGAUACACCCAGGCCUAUAGUGGCAGUAGAACCAUUCUCCAAACCUUUGGGGCUACCAAGAUCACCUCUAAUUUCAGAGCAACCAGGGAAACCUCCUUUAACAGCAGCAAACAAUGAUCCAUUCACAAAACCACCUGUUAGAACAGAUGCAUUUCAGAGGCCUCGAAUGUCUCCUACUGAUUCAUAUGUACGGCCACCGUUGUCUCCCACUUCUGUUGUUGAGGGCAGUCCAGGCACAUUUAAAACUCCAAUGCGCCCUCCUCAGUCCCCACAAGACCCUUAUGCUUCGAUGCCAUCAACUCCGAGACGUAUGAGUGUGGAUCCCUAUGAACGGCCUGUGUUGACGCCAAGGCCUAUGGAUAGCUUUUCGCACAAUCCAUCUACUGAAUUAUAUAGUCAGCCCACUCUGGCAUCCCACACAGCAAUAAAAGAGACCUUUGUCCAUCCUCAAAGAGUAAUACGAAACCAGAGUGAUUCUUUUGCUCAGUCUGGAACUAUUUUAAGGGGAGCUCCUCAGGACCCUUAUGCCCAGCCUCCAGGUACUCCACAUCCCAUUUCAGACCCUUACGCCCAACCUCCGGGUACUCCGCGCCCAGUCUCUGACCCUUAUGCCCAACCUCCGGGUACUCCACGCCCAAUCUCGGACCCUUAUGCCCAACCUCCGGGUACUCCGCGCCCAGUCUCAGACCCUUAUGCCCAACCUCCGGGUACUCCACGCCCAAUCUCGGACCCUUAUGCCCAACCUCCGGGUACUCCGCGCCCAGUCUCGGACCCUUAUGCCCAACCUCCGGGUACUCCGCGCCCAGUCUCGGACCCUUACGCUCAACCUCCGGGUACUCCGCGCCCAGUCUCGGACCCUUACGCUCAACCUCCGGGUACUCCGCGCCCAGUCUCGGACCCUUACGCUCAACCUCCGGGUACUUCGCGCCCAGUCUUGGACCCUUACGCUCAGCCUCCGGGUACUCCUCGACCCUCUGCAGUUGAUCCAUAUAUGCAUCAACCACCUACCCCAAGACCUGCACAGGCAGCAGACUUAUUUGCUCAGGUUUCAGCUAAUCAAAGGCAUUCUGACCCUUAUGCCCAGCCUCCAGGUACACCAAGACCGGUUAGUAAUGAUCCAUAUUCCCAGCCACCAGCAACCCCAAGGCCUGGAAUAUCAGAAGCUUACAAUAGACCAGCUGCAAUGCCAAAUCGAGAUCCUUAUAUACAGGUGUCACAGAGUAGGACUUUACCUGGGACUUUUGUAAGGCCAUCUGAUCCAUGUAUUCAGCCUCCAAGAACAUCAGGAUCUACUGUGACAGAUUCUUUUAGCCUUGCUCCAAAUGCACCAUCAUGUGACCCUUAUGAUCAGCCUCCUGGAACUCCAAGGCCUCAGCCAGAAAACUUUGGAACUUCUCAGCUUCCCCAUGAUGUUGUAGAUCAACCAAGAUCUGGAUCUGAGGGGAACUUCAAUGCAUCUGCAAACUCUUCCAUGAGCUCACAGGGGCAACAGUUUCCCCAGACCUCUCAAGUUCCUGGUCCAGCACCAACAACAGGAGCAACAAACACACAGAGCCCAAUGUCUCAGGUAGAUGCAGAGAAACUAAGACAGCGCCAGAAAUUACGUGAAAUUAUUCUGCAGCAGCAACAACAAAAGAAGAAUGCAGCACGUCAAGAGAAAGCAUCACAGCAGGCUACCACACCCCAUACAGCCCCUGUUCAGCAGUGGCAACAAGAAAAUCUGAACCAGGUUUUCAACCGGCCUCCUCCGCCCUACCCUGGCAACAUUCGGUCAUCCAUGGUCCCACCUGUUGGCUUAAGGUUCCCGGGGUUUGCUGUUGAUGGACAGUUUAAUAGACCCCAGUUUCUAGGAGAUCUGGGUGGCAUGGGAGUGAGGCCUCAUGCAAUUAGAUUUGGUUUUUCUGGAGGUGGCCGUGGUCCUCCACCAUGUCAAGAACGUUUCCUUGGUCCUUCACAACAAAUGCAACGUCCUCCAGUUCCACCCCAACUAAGAAGAUCCAUGCCUAUAGAUUUGCCUAGAUUACCAAACAAACCACAAAUGGGUAACCCUAUUGGACUGUCUCAGCAUUUCCUACCACAAGGAAUUCAGGUUCAGCAACAUAACAUAAUGGGUCAGGCAUUUAUUGAACUGUGUCACAGAGCACCCGAUAGCAGACCAAGGCUUCCUUUUAAUUCCUCAUCAGCUAGUGCUGCUAUGAACAUGGUUCCCCAGCACCAACAACGUGCAGGGUUUGUACCUCGGCAGGACUGUCAAGGCUCAAGACAACUGGAGCCUGCAAGACACAACCCUCAAAGCUUAAACAAUCCAUUGCAUGUGUCCACGGGCUUGGAACAUUUACCACCCUCUCAUCAAGGUCCCGUGAAUCCUCGUUCUGUGCUAGUCAUGUGCCCUCUAAAUCAUCCAUCAGUUAAUGAGGCCUUUUCAGGAGCUCCUUUGCCAGCAUCAGCAUCUGCUGGGGCAUCAGGUGGUUUACAGAUUUCAAACCAGCACACUGAUGGAUUAGAAGAAAAGCUUGAUCCUGAUGAUCCCGCUGUGAAAGAUUUAGAUGUCAAAGACUUGGAUGGUGUGGAGGUUAAGGAUUUAGUUGAUGAAGAUCUUGAAAAUCUAAAUCUGGACCCAGAGGAUGGAAAAGGAGAUGAGCUGGACACAUUAGAUAACCUUGAAACUAACGAUCGCCACCUUGAUGACCUCCUAAGAUCAGGAGAGUUUGACAUAAUUGCUUACACUGAUCCAGAACUCGAUUUAGGUGACAAAAAGAGUAUGUUUAAUGAGGAGCUGGAUCUCAGUGUUCCUAUAGAUGACAUACAGGGCAAAGGAGACAGUGCUCAUCAGAAGCUUCAAGAUAAUAAAGCUGCAGUUCCUUCAGACUUGCUUGCUCUUCAGAAAAAACCCGUCAAGGUUACUGAGAUUAAAACAGAAGUGCUCUCUCCAAGUACAUUGGAGGAAAUGAAAACUGAACAUGAAAAAGGUGAUGGGAAUGCAGCAUCUUCAAGCAAUUCACUUACUGCUGAAACAGAAUUGCUCGAUGGAGAGAAAAAGUCAACGUUCCUUUGUAAUGUGGAGCUGCCAGACAAGCCAAGCACUAAUGAAGAAGCCACUGUGUCUAGUCCAGGUGCUAUCCAGGGCCCUGCUCUACCACCUGCUCAAAGUAUAACAAGCCCUCAUAAUAUUUCUGGAUCUACUCCAGUUCUUACAAGUUUGCUAGCUAAUGAGAGUUCAGACAGCUCUGACACCAGGCCCCUGAACUCUCCACCUCACUCUUUGCCAGCAGCACAAACCAACUCCAUUUCAAGUAUUCCACAGACUUUAAUGGCACCUGCUGGUCAGACCAUAGAAAAUGCAGUACCUCCUAAUGUGAACAUGGUUCCACAGAUAAGCCAUAAUUUCUCUCAAGGGACCACAGUGAAUCCGGCCUUCAUCCCUGGCCAACCAGUUAACCAUAACUUGGGGACAGGGCACUCUGGGAAUCAAACUGUGCCUGUUGUGAAUUGUCCUGGUGCCAGUGGUCUGCCUACUUCCCAGCAAAUGAUGCUUCCUCAGACUUUGGCCCAGCAGCAAAACCGAGAGCGGCCUCUUCUGCUAGAGGAACAGCCUCUUCUGCUGCAGGACCUGCUGGAUCAAGAGAGGCAAGAGCAGCAGCAGCAGCGACAGAUGCAGGCCAUGAUUCGCCAGCGUUCAGAGCCAUUUUUCCCCAACAUCGAUUUUGAUGCAAUCACUGAUCCUAUCAUGAAAGCCAAAAUGGUAGCAUUGAAAGGGAUUAAUAAAGUCAUGGCACAGAACAAUAUGGGAAUGCCUCCAAUGGUUAUAAACAGAUUUGCCUUUCUGGGUCAGUCGGUGGCAGGAACACAGAGUGGUGAAGGCCAGAAUGUAGUACAGCAAGCAAUUACGCAGGAUGGAAACCUAGCACCUCAGAUUUCUAGACCAAACCCUCCAAAUUUUGGUCCUGGUUUUGUAAAUGAUUCACACAGAAAGCAAUAUGAAGAAUGGCUGCAAGAAACACAGCAACUGCUUCAAAUGCAGCAGAAAUUCCUUGAAGACCAAAUUGGAGCACACAGGAAAUCAAAAAAAGCGCUUUCUGCAAAGCAGCGUACUGCAAAAAAAGCUGGCCGAGAAUUUCCUGAGGAAGAUGCAGAGCAGCUUAAGCAUAUUACGGAGCAGCAGAGUAUGGUUCAAAAGCAGCUGGAACAGAUCCGAAAGCAACAAAAGGAACACACCGAACUCAUUGAAGAAUACCGAAUAAAGCAGCAACAGGGUGGCAUGGGCCCUCACGCCAUGGUACCCGGCAUGCCAUCUCAGCCUCCAAUGGUCCCGGGAGGAUCACCACCAGCAAUGGGUCAACAAAGCUUCCCAAUGGUACCACAACAGCUUCAGCAUCCACAGCAUCCAGGCGGUGUUCCUGGGCAACCGAACCAACCUCGGAUGCCCAGUUUGCCUGGUUGGCAACCUCCCAACACUGGCCCAACGCACAUCCCCCACAAUGCACCAAGACUGCAGCCUCCACUGACACAGUUGCCAGUGAAUACUGUGACGCCCACUCCUGUCUCAGCUCCCAGUGCAAGUGUGCAGUCAGGGCCAGCACCUCAUGUAGAGUUCGAUGACAAUAAUCCAUUCAGCGAAAGCUUCCAGGAGCGAGAACGAAAGGAGCGUUUGCGAGAACAGCAGGAAAGGCAGCGGAUUCAGCUGAUGCAAGAGGUGGAUCGGCAAAGAGCUUUACAGCAGAGAAUGGAAAUGGAGCAACAUGGCACGAUGGGCUCAGCAUUAAAUGCUAGGCCUUCCUUGUCCCAAGCGCCGUUCUUCAAUACUGACCUGCCGUGUGAUUUCAUGCAACCCCCACGGCCCCUUCAGCAGUCUCCACAGCAGCAGCAGAAAAUGGGGCACAUUUUGCAGCAAGGACCAUCAAACUCUGCAUCUGCCCCCAACUUUCUCCUAUGUGGUGAGCAACAACCUGUGGGAUCUUCCCCUUUUGGACCUGAUCCACCCCUUGCUCCAGAUGGCAGUCCCACUUUCCCUGCUGUUAAACAAUCCCAUGGAGGUAUCUCUGGAGUCGGAUUUAGUCAGUAUCAAGUGAGACCUCAGUUUGCCCCUGGCUUGCCUGCUUCUUCUCCAGUAGCUGGUACUGGCUCCCCUUGUGGUCAGGACAGCACCCUGGCCCAUGGAACCAACUGUCCUGGAGCAAGUCAGUCUCUCAUUCAGCUCUAUUCUGAUAUCAUCCCAGAGGAGAAAGGCAAAAAGAAAAGAACGAGGAAAAAGAAAAAAGAGGAUGAUGCUGAAUCAAUAAAUACCCCAUCAACACCACACUCAGAUACAGCAGGGCCGCCAGUGCCAGUUGUUUCAGAUUCCAUCUCCACCCUGACAGUUAGCACGCCUGGUGAACUUUCACGCCAUCCAGGGGAGGUGGAGGCAGAAGAGCUGCCAGGUUCAUCACCUCCAAUUGCUGCCAAGAGCCAGUCUUCCUUAGAACUGAAAGGUCAGCUCUCCAGUAGUGAUUUGCCACAAAACAAAUUGCCUGAGCAAUCAGGUAUAAAGCCAGAAAGAGACAAGGUCAAGACUGAUGCUUCUGGGAGCACUCAGGAAAUUAGACAGGAAAAGACAGAAGCUGAUCAGUGCCCUGGUCAAGCUGAGCCUAAGAUAGAGAAUCAAAGUGGCAUUAAAGUAGAAGAGGAUAAAGCUUCAGCUCAGCCUGCCCCUUCUUCCGAGGGUCAGGCGCAACCCACCAGCAUCCCAGCAGCAAAAGGGGAAUCGGGGAACGAACUCCUCAAACACUUGCUGAAGAACAAAAAAUCUGCCACUCUUCUCAAUUCGAAAUCAAAAAGCAGCUUCCCGUCAGAAGAGAGUACUGAGGAGAACAAAUUCAUGGAAAAACAUGACCCAGUUGAAGGCAGCAUGCAAUCAUUAGGAAACCCUUUGCAGGGCACACUGGGAUGUAGUAACAGCCAGCUUCAGAGAGCAGAUUUAGGGCAUGAAAUGAAAAAGCAGCGAAACAAACGAACACAGAGGGCAGGUGAGAAGACAGCACCUCGAUCUAAGAAGAGAAAGAAAGAGGAAGAAGAAAAACAGGCUAUUUACCCCAAUGCUGACAUGUUUAUGCAGUUAAAACAGCAACUCUCUUUGUUGCCUCUAAUGGAGCCAAUAAUCGGCGUGAGUUUUGCCCACUUUCUGCCAUAUGGCAGUGGCCAUCUGAAUAGUGGAAGUCACCUUAUGGGAAGCUUUGGUAGCGCUACACUUGAUGGAGUAUCAGAUUACUAUUCUCAACUAAUUUACAAGAUAGGCUUGCUACAAACUAACUUGAUGUCCUACCCUCUUCUGCAGCAAAACAACUUGAGCAAUCCUCCUACCCCUCCAGCCUCCCUCCCUCCGACCCCUCCACCUGUGGCUUGCCAAAAAAUGGUCAAUGGAUUUGCAACCACUGAGGAACUCGCUAGCAAGGCCGGAAUGUUGGGGGGACAUGAUGUUACCAAGGCUUUAGGAUCGAAGCAGUUUCAGCUGCCUUUCAGACCUCCAGAUGAUCUGUUAGCCAGAGCAAUGGCUCAGGGUCCAAAAAGUGUGGAUGUUCCUGCAUCCCUUCCAACUCCGCCUCAUAACAAUCAUGAAGAAUUAAGGGUUCAAGAUCCUUGUGGUGACAGAGACACUCCUGACAGCUUCGUUCCCUCAUCAUCCCCUGAGAGUGUCAUGGGCAUGGAAAUAAGUAGAUAUCCUGAUCUGUCAGCUGUCAAGGAAGAGGCCCCAGAGCCGGUCCCGUCUCCUAUCAUUCCAAUUCUACCCACCAGUUCUGGAAAGGGUUCAGAAGCAAAAAGGAAUUUUAUUAAAACAGAACCUUGCUCGGGGUUUUUUGGCUCUCAGCUUGGACCUUCCCCAAAUGGUCCAAAAUCUGGCCUUGUGUCUGUAGCAAUUACUUUGCACCCCACAGCUGCAGAGAAUAUUGGCAGUGUCGUAGCUGCAUUUUCCAGCCUCCUGCAUGUCAGAAUUCCCAACAGUUAUGAGAUCAGCAGUGCCCCAGAGGUUCCUUCUUCCAUGGGACUGAUAAACCCCCACAGAGCAAAUCCUGCCUUUGAAUACAGACAACAGCUGCUGCUUCAUGGUCCCCAGCCAGGCUCUCUCGGUUUCACAGGGCCUUAUGGACUCAAACAGCCCAACAUGCCAUUUCCCGCAAGUGGCAACGGGUUGGCAGGCUAUAAGGUUCACAGUCCCAGUGCUACAGAGUGUUCCGGUCCAAGGCUACAAUGGUGUUCACACUGUAAAGUGGUAGUUCUGGGCAGUGGUGUGCGGAAGUCUUUCAAAGAUCCAUCUUUCCUAAAUAAGGAUUCCAGAGAGAGGUCUGAGAGACUUGAGAAAGAUGUUGUCUUUUGUAGCAAUAACUGCUUUGUUCUUUAUUCAGCAUCCAUGCAAGCAAAAAAUUCAGAGAGCAAGGAAUCAAUUCCUUCUUUACCACAGUUCCCCAUGAAGGAGGCACCCCCCAAAGUUUACCAUCAGUAUAACAACAACAUUUCCACACUGGAUGUACAUUGUCUCCCUCAAAUCCAGGAAAGGUUUUCUCCACCAUCAUCUCCCCUGACCUUCCCUCUUGCUUUUGAAGCAGCCAGGGUGGAGCCAAAACCAGACGAGCUGAAGGUAACCGUGAAACUCAAACCCCGUUUGAGAACAAUACCCAAUGGUUUUGAUGACUGUCGACCAUUCAGUAAGAAAUGGAAAGGAAUGAAGUGGAAGAAAUGGAACAUCCAGAUUGUGAUUCCUAAAGGGACCUUCAGGCCUCCUUGUGAUGAGGAGAUAGAUGAGUUCCUCAGGAGACUGGGCACAACCAUUAAACCUGAUCCGGUGCCUAAAGACUACCGAAAGUGUUGUUUCUGUCAUGAAGAGGGUGAUGGGUUAACAGAUGGACCAGCAAGACUUCUUAACCUUGACCUAGACCUUUGGGUCCAUUUGAAUUGUGCACUUUGGUCUACUGAGGUCUAUGAGACACAAGCUGGUGCCUUAAUAAAUGUGGAACUUGCCCUGAGAAGGGGCUUGCAAAUGAAAUGCACGUUCUGCCACAAGAUGGGCGCCACCAGCGGCUGUCACAGGUUAAGGUGCACCAAUAUUUAUCACUUUACCUGUGCCAUUAAAGCACAAUGCAUGUUUUUCAAAGACAAAACCAUGCUUUGCCCCAUGCACAAACCAAAGGGAGCUCAUGAGCAAGAACUCAGUUAUUUUGCAGUCUUCAGGCGGGUCUAUAUCCAGCGUGAUGAAGUCCGCCAGAUUGCCAGCAUCGUACAGCGGGGGGACCGAGAGCACACCUUCCGAGUGGGGAGCCUUAUCUUCCACACCAUUGGCCAGCUGUUGCCUCACCAGAUGCAGGCCUUCCACUCCUCAAAGGUUCUCUACCCUGUGGGCUACGAGGCCAGCCGGUUAUAUUGGAGUACACGGUAUGCCAACCGCAGGUGUCGCUACCUGUGUUCUAUUGAAGAAAAGGAGGGCCUUCCCUUUUUUGUGAUUAGGAUUACUGAGCAAGGCCAUGAAGAUGUGGUUCUUACUGACUCAACCCCAAAAGGUGUUUGGGAUAAAAUCCUGGAUCCUGUUGUUGCUGUGCGGAAGAGUUCUGAAAUGCUUCAGCUUUUCCCUGCAUAUCUGAAGGGCGAAGACCUCUUUGGUUUGACUGUCUCUGCAGUGGCAAGAAUAGCAGAAUCUCUUCCCGGGGUUGAGGCUUGUGAGAAUUACACCUUCCGGUAUGGCCGAAAUCCACUCAUGGAACUCCCGCUUGCCAUCAACCCCACCGGCUGUGCCCGCUCUGAGCCGAAAAUGAGUACCCAUGUCAAGAGGUUUGUGUUAAGGCCUCACACCUUGAAUAGCACCAGCACUUCAAAGUCAUUUCAGAGCACAGUUACCGGAGAACUGAAUGCACCUUACAGUAAACAGUUUGUUCAUUCAAAGUCCUCACAAUACCGAAAAAUGAAGACCGAAUGGAAAUCCAAUGUGUAUUUGGCACGUUCACGUAUUCAGGGCCUGGGCUUAUAUGCUGCUAGGGACAUUGAAAAGCACACCAUGGUCAUUGAAUAUAUCGGAACUAUCAUCCGCAAUGAGGUAGCCAACAGGAAAGAGAAGCUGUAUGAAUCUCAGAAUCGUGGGGUGUACAUGUUCCGCAUUGACAAUGACCAUGUCAUUGAUGCCACAUUGACAGGAGGUCCUGCAAGGUAUAUUAACCAUUCCUGCGCACCAAACUGUGUGGCUGAGGUGGUAACCUUUGAAAGGGGACACAAGAUUAUCAUCAGCUCCAGCAGGAGAAUCCAGAAAGGAGAAGAGCUCUGUUAUGACUAUAAGUUUGAUUUUGAAGAUGACCAGCACAAGAUUCCAUGUCACUGUGGAGCGGUAAACUGCCGAAAAUGGAUGAACUAGAUGCAUUCCUUGCUGUCUCAGAGGGUUGCUUGUCCCAAGGAAGAAGUGAUGUUUGAGGGUGGGGGGGGGGGGGUUGUGAACACAAAUCACUUUUGUAAAUUACACUUCCUUCAACUUGCGUGUCAAGCAAGCGUCAGAAGCGGAAGCCGGCAGAAGGUGGCGUUGCCUGGCUGCCCAGGCACACGGAGGCGACACUGAUCUCCAGACCGGUCCAGCACUUUUGACUUUAUGAACUCACUAAGGAGAAAUCAUUGAACUUGGGCAGAAAAGCUACGGCUGACCUGCUGAAGGGCAGUGGGGCAUCAAUGAAUGUAGACUGAAAUCACCAGCGAAAGGGAGACGUCCAAAGUGCUGGCCACAGCCUUACUUAUUAAAGGGGCAGGCCCUCUAAAUGCAGAAAAAAAAAUUAAAAUAAAAUAAACACCACUGAACAAGGAAUGUACUGAAAUGACUUCCUUAGGGAUAGAGCUAAGGGAAAAAAUAACUUGCACUAAAAUACAUUUAAAAUACUUGAUUCCAUGAGUCAGUUUAUUGUAGUUUUUGAUUUCUGUAAAAUAAGAGAAACUUUUUGUAUUUAUUAUUGAAAUAAGUGAAUGAAGCUAUUUUUAAAAGGAAAAGUUAGAAGCCAAGCUGCUGCUGUUACCUGCAGAACUAACAACCCUGUUACUUUGUACAAAAGUGUAAAUAUUUUAAGAAAAAAACAUUACAGUAUACAAAAAAAAAUAGUAAUUGACCAAAUGCUACCAGGCUCUGCAGAAGUUCGGGUGCUUAUUAUAAGACUCUGAUAGGGAUGUUACAAUAUGAUCUUCUGUAUUAUUAAACAUGCCAUUACAGAUGUUAUGGAAUAACCAAAAUCUCAAUUUAAAGAGAGGUUUUACUUUAUUUUUUUAAUAUUUAAAGCAGGCUCAAUUGUGUUCUAUUAAUAAACUUUUUAAGUAACCCUUAAGAGUGGUAGAGAGCAUGUAUAUUACAAUUAUGACUUUUGUAGAUGUCUGAGGAAAUUUAGACUGACUGAUUUAUUUUAUCUGUAUUAUAUUGUCACAUCCCUAUUUCUUAAAUCAGGUUUUUUGUGCUUAGGAUUUGUGAUAACUGUGAAUAACUGCUAAAACCACCCAAAAUAGAGGCUGAACAUUUUUUUUCCAGCAAAAAGUAGCGAAGAUUAGAUGGCCGUUCAGCUUACACUAAAAUCAUGUAAUGAAAAUAGAACUGUGUAGUGAGAACGUAAGUCUAAUACAAUAGCUGCCUUCUUUAAAAAUAAAAACAAGGAAAAAAUUAGGUGUAAUUGUGUUUUCAGCUGCAGGACUCUGGCAGUAGGGUUUUGGAAAAUGUAAUUUAAAAAUGUGUUUGUAUGGAUUGUUUUGUUUACAUUUCUUUUUAAAAAUAAACACUGUUUGUGUUUGUAGAAACCUAAUCAACAUUUUGAACCAGGUUAGUUUUUUAUUUUGUACUUUAAAUUCUGGUACUGACACUUCACAGUCUAAAUAUUAAAAAAAAUGAAGUUUUUUUGUGUGCACAACUAAAGUGGACUGUAAAACUGUUGGUAUAUUCAGUGAUACAGUUCUGAACUUGUAAUGUAUAUGGCAUGAUGUAUUUUUAUCUUACAGAAUAAAUCAAUUGUAUAUAUUUUUCUCUUGAUAAAUAGCUGUAUGAAAUUGUUUCUUGAAUAUUUUUCUUCUCUUGUACAAUAUUCCAACAUCCUACCAGUAUUUGUCCUACAGGUUUUUUUCUGUUCUGUAUAAUAGUAUCUAAUGUUGGCAAAAAUGAAAUUUUUGAAGUAUACAGAGUGUUAUGGGCUUUGAAAUUUGUGGAAACAGAUUUAGAAGAUCAGCAUUUACAAAUAAAAUAUUUUACAUCUAUAAA
This is a messenger RNA of Sphaerodactylus townsendi, 17471 nucleotides long. RefSeq names its product lysine methyltransferase 2C (gene KMT2C). The transcript has 59 exons. Gene Ontology annotation, biological process: positive regulation of transcription by RNA polymerase II. Gene Ontology annotation, cellular component: MLL3/4 complex; nucleus. Gene Ontology annotation, molecular function: transcription coactivator activity; histone binding; histone H3K4 methyltransferase activity. NCBI's taxonomy places the organism in Eukaryota, Metazoa, Chordata, Lepidosauria, Squamata, Sphaerodactylidae. The record is from RefSeq and is a predicted model, not a curated record. Bases 462 to 15611 code for a protein of 5049 amino acids.